This is a messenger RNA of Pneumocystis jirovecii RU7, 2046 nucleotides long. RefSeq lists its product as uncharacterized. The record is from RefSeq and is a predicted model, not a curated record. Lineage: Eukaryota; Fungi; Ascomycota; Pneumocystomycetes; Pneumocystales; Pneumocystaceae. The transcript is spliced from 2 exons. Bases 1 to 2046 code for a protein of 681 amino acids.
AUGAAGACUUUUGUUUUUGUUAUCUUUGUGAUUUUAAGCACAAUAUCGUAUGCUUUUUCAAAAGGCAUUAAUACUUAUGAACCAAAAGAAAACUUAAAUUUAUUUACUUCAAAAAAAAUUAGGAGUUAUGGCCCAUCAAUAUAUCCUAAAUCAACUGAUUUCUUAUCAAAACACUUACUAUCUUCAUCCGCAUGGUUUAUUGUUUUAGACGAUGAAGUUUCUAUGUAUAGUCUUAUCUUAGAAGAUUCUAUCACAACUGAAGGACAAUGUAAAUUAUAUUUAGAAUAUUUAUGUCAAAGACUCCUAAAAAAGCUACCAGAAGGAAAUUUUACUGAUAUACUAAAGAAGUUAUGCGAUAGUGAUAAAAUAAAUAAAUAUUGCAAAGGUCUCUUUACUGAGGGUUAUAUUAAGAAUGACUUACAUAAAAAAUGUAAUGGUAUAAAGGAUAAGCUCAAAUAUUACUACCAUUUAGGUGAAGAUUUAUUUCUGGGAACAAAGAAUACAAAAAUAGAAGCAGAGCACUGUGAAAAUUAUGGAACGUUAUGUGCAGUUUUUCAAAGAAUUUGUCAUAAUUUAAUUGGCGAUUUAUGUGCUAGAUUUAAUGGACUUUGUUAUAAAAAAUAUACAAAAGAUAAUGAAAAUAGCGUAUUAUUGAAAUUUAUAGGUGAAAAAAUAAUAAAUAGUGAACUAACACGUAAUAAUCUAAAACAUGAUGAAUCUGAAGAAUAUAGUCAAUGUGUUGACAGUCUUCUUGAUAAAUGUCAUUGUGUAACCUCUUUUGGGCCUACUAUGGUAAAAUCUUGUUUUGAAAUACAGGAUACAUGUAAACACUUUGCUCAAAGUGUUAUUUUUACUUGUCGAUGUUUUGAUUAUUAUAUUAAAGAAUUUCUCUCAGAGGAGCUCCAUAUUACAGGCUAUACAAAAGAUAUAGCAAGAAAUAAUUGCUCAUUGCUUGAUGUUUGCGAGCAAUAUAUGUUAUUACAUUGUCAUACCCAGACAACAAAGAAUCUUUGCAACUUAAUAAUAAAAGAAUGUACUAAAAAAAUUGAUCCAGAUAUGCUGUUUAUAAACAACAUUUCUUUAGGAGAAUGUAGAUCGGCAUUUGAAAACGUAAAUUUGACUUUAUUUUUUUCUAACGAAAGAGAAAAUAGCGUUUCACUACCUUAUAAAAAUCCAUAUCUUACUCUUCUUAUAAUAUUUGGGACAUCCUUAAUAAGACAUGGUUCCAGUUUAGAGGAAAAAUGUAAAAAGUUUCUUGAAUAUGAUUGUACUAGUCAUCAACAUAUAUUUCCUAAUCUUGAUGCAUAUUGUCAAAGUAGACGAACUGAUGAGUGUGAAAGAUUGGAUACAAAGGUCAAUGAAACAUGUGUCAAUUUAAACAAAACAUAUGAUGAUUUAGGUCUUGCUUCUGCAAAUGGUGUUUGGACUAUACUAUGGAACAGCACAGCAAACAAUAUCACUACACCUCAAUGUCAAAUGUUAAUGGAAGAAUGCACUUAUUUUGAACAUGCCUGUCUUGGUAUUAAAAGUCGAUGUGAAAAUGUAAAAGCUCUAUGUUAUACGCUGGGUAUAAAAAGAUCUCACUUGAAUAAUGUUUGGAAAAAACUCAAAGAAAAAAUGCCAUUCACUGAUUUUAGCAUUUUUAAUCAAUCUCAUCUACCUCAAUCCUCUGAUACUUCUAAGUUGCACCAGCCUAUUCUAGAUAUAUGUGCUGAGCUUGGAGGAACUAACGAGGUCUUAUUUAGAUGGUGUUUGCACCCUACCCCUAUUACCCCCCCCCCCCCCGUCUCGAUAACUUUCCCAGGUAACUUACUUGAUAGAUUAUUUCAUGAUUUUUCAGCAAGGCACGAGGAUUUAAAAAGAGAUUUACUAUAUGUAUCAGAACCUCCUACUUUAACAGAAUGUGCAACUUAUCUUUAUGAAUGUCACAGCUUAUCAAACAUUUUUAAAGAUCUUACUAAUUGUACAAUACUGGAAAAAGCAUGUUAUAAUAGUCACAAAAAUUAUGGUAGACCUAAAGAUUCUAAGUUUAGCAAGUCGGCUUGA